GAAGGUCAAAUGUACUGCAGGUAUUACAGGACUCUGGUGUUGCUGCCUUGGCUCUCUGGCCUAUACCGUAACACCUGCAGGUGGAGUGGUACACCAGCUGUUGGUGACCACUUUCAUGACAUCGAGCAGAUGGUUAUUGUUCACGAUACCUUUAUCAGACGAGGAGAGUAGUGAGAACAUGUCAUCCCCGACGCCCAAUCAGAGGCUAGAAGCAGCAGAGGCUGCCAGUGCUGCACCUCCACCCUAUUCGGUAACUGAUGAGAAUGAAGGUGCAGUCCGUACAACCAUGGAUGACAUUCCUCCACCUAAGCCAGAUAUGCAUGCUCCCCCUCCCUAUGAGGAAUCAGACACAAGAGAGGGAUUUACCAGUUCCAUGGCAGAACCCCUUACAGAAGAGUCCUCUGAAGUGCAGCCACCCAGCUAUGAGGAAGUACAAAGGCUCAAGGCUUUGGAGGCAGCUGAAGAUUUCACUCUACCUCUCUGCCAUGGGAGUGGUUCUCUUGGUGGAGCCAACCUGACUGGAACAAGUGGUAGUGGGAUGCGUGUUCUUCGUGUCUCAUCUCUAGGGGGCCUUGACCCAGAAACUGCUGAAAUAGCUGAGGAGCAACUGCUUGGGACAGACUUUAUGUUCUUUGUUGCCUUUGCAGCGGCUUUUGUCUUCAAUUGGGUGGGAUUUGUCCUACUGCUGUGCUUCUGCCAUACAGUUGCUGGCCGUACAGGUGCUCUGGCAGGCUUUGGUCUGUCCUUGGCCAAGUGGGCUGUUAUUGUACGACACUCCACAGACUUGGUUGCCGAUUCAAACACUUGGCUUCUAUGGCUUAUAAUGGCUCUUGGAAUGUUAAUCUGCAUGCGAGCCAUCCUGCAGUACGUCCAUGCUAAACGUGAGUGGCACCAAGUUCCCCAUAAUUCGCGACACCGUUUCUUCUUGUUCUACUGAAACUAAUCAAAGUGUUAUGUACCACAUCAUCUGAAUAUUUUGUAUGCUUAGUCAUGUAGAUAUAACCUGACAACAUUUGGUAUAUACAUUCUGAUAAAGGCAGUUGUGCAUGCCAGGUCAUCUUCAAUGAAGCACAUAUGCUAAUGACGAGAGAGCAGCAUUGUUAGACUUUGUUAAAGAAUUUUGUAACUGGUUAAUGUAAUGUAGUUUCUUUGUAUUAAUUUUAUGGUUACUGUACUAUAUUUAAAAUUAGAAUUGUGACUUUUACCCCUUGUUUAUUAAUAUUUGAUUAAUCAAGGAAUCCAUAAUCAGUUGCUGGUUUCUGCAACUUGAUAGACUAAUUUAAGUACAUGACAAGCAAAAUAUAGCACUUUUAAUAUCAUGUUUAUUAGGUCUCUCAAGUAGGGAGAAUUCUUUAUGGUUUUGUUUGUUUAUUUCCACUUGUAUUGUUUACUUUUUAUUUUUGUGCGAUAUAUUGAGACUUAAUUCUUAGUGUUGGCUCGGAACUUCAGAUAAUUGUGCAUGAUUAUAAAAGUAAGCUUCCUAUUGGAAUUGGGCAGUGUAGCUUCCUCGUGGCUGAAUUUACAAUAGGUUUAUAGUUUUGCUGUGUUUUAUUAGGGGUCUGGAAACUAGAAUAAACAUAACUACUAACAUUCUACUUGUAUGCAAUUAUCAGGGACUGUGUUAAAUUGGAAUUAAACUCUUAAAUGGUCUUGAAUUGGAAUUGCAACUGUAUGAAGAUGGUUUUUGCUCGAGGCAAAUCUCUGCAGGUUAUUAAAUACAUUGUCGUACUUAUCUGGCUUAGUUUGUCAGACGUUAACAGUGCAGCUGGACUUAUAUUGCAACCAGUAUAUUUUUUUUCCACCAAAGGAAAUGGUUUUUGAGGAAACAAAUAUUGUGCAUACAUUUUUUUAAUACCAUAGGCACAUAAUAGAAGAAAAAAAUUAAUGUCAUUUUGAUUUAUUUUUGUUGAUACAAAUUUGGAUAACUACUUAUACUGGCACCUAAUCCAGGUACUGCAUUCUCGGGUACUUGCGUUGACCCGAGAUCAUUUUGAGAGGGGCAUCGUUGUAUCUCGCCGAAAUAUAUGGAGAGCGCGAAUUAGGAUUUGAAUGGCUUUGUUAUAUAUAUACCCUCUGGUAUAUCAUUUAGUGUACAGAGUAUUUUUAUUAUCAAUUCAUAAUAUUCUUUAAUAUUCUUUAUAUUGUGAGGUGUGUUAUUACUGUAUUAAAGUUAUUAUUGCUUUAGAGUAUCUUACAGCAACAUGUAUAUAUAUAUUUAUAAUUUUACAACGGUUUAUGCAUAUUGCAUAUAUUGUAUCGCAUAUUAUAUACAGUAUAUAGUUACACAAUGUGUAGGCAUAAUUGUGGAAUACUAUAUAUAUAAUGUUUCCAAUAAUGCAUAUGCAAUAUGUAUAUUAUUGUAUAAGAUCGUUAUUAUAUUGUGCAAUAUUCACUUCCACAAAUAUUGUACAUUAUGAUGCCCAUGUAUUAUAUGUAGUACAAUAAUAUACAGUACACUAUUGUAAAUUAUACAGUAGCUUAUGUAUAUUUGAAGUCUGUAAAAUAUUUGGAGCAAGAGAGGAAGAAGGUAGUGAAAAAUAGAACAAGAUAGAACUAGGAAAGACAUUUAUAUUCUUAAAAAUGCUUUGAUUGCGUAAUAUUAUGCGUAUUGCGAAACAUCACCACGGGAUAGAGAACACUGGUCUGAUUACUUUCAGUAAAAUUGCCUCUCCAACUGUUACUUUAUUGGUUUUGUUAGCAUAGCCUGUCCUGCAUGAUUUCUACUUUUUUUUUUUAUCUUAGCUUUUGCCAAAUUGGAUACAUAGUCUCCAUGGCUUGGUGCCUUCUUUUAUUAUUUUACAUACGUGCUAAAUUGGAAGCUAGGGAUGUGAAUUUUUAGUUCAAAAGUCUCGUUCGAUAUUGUGGUGUUGUGAUCUAUAUUGAUUAUGAAAAUUUAAGGAUUUCGUUAUUCACAUGUAGUGCAUGACAUUUUAACUAAUGGAAUGGGUUGAAGCUUAUCUUAAAUAUAUCCCUUUGACAAACUUUAGUACAUUUUGGAAACAUUUUAAAGUUUUAAUAUACUUAAAUAGCCACUUAUGCACCCGAGGCCAGAUUCAUGUAGCAGUUAUGCAAGCACUUACGAACCUGUACAUCUUUUCUCAAUCUUUAGUGGUUUUGUUUGCAAUUAUUAAACAGUUAAUGAGCUCUGAAGCACCCGGAGGCUGUUUAUAACAAUAACAGUUGAUUGCGAAGUUUUCAUGCUUGUUAACUGUUUAAUAAAUGUAACCAAAGCCGUCAAAGAUGGAGGAAAGAUGUACACGUUCAUAAUUACUUGUAUAACUGCUUCGUGAAUAUGGCCCCUGGUAUCUUGGCACUUAUUACAUAAUAAGUUUUAUGUGAAUCCCUUAGCAUUUGAGGGUUAUAUUACUCCUGACCUCAUUUGGUGGUAGAGCACUGAUCUUAAAGGAGAAUUUCUAAAGUAAAUGAAGCUGUUUGUCAAUAGCUGAAAUAACAUAGAUUUUCAUGGUAGGCUGUACAGGUAGUUCUGAAAAUUUGUCUAUUGACUGAAAAUGCAUGAGAGCUCUCUGGCCAACCUUUGAAAACAAAUAUAAAUGAUGCGGUAUACCUUUGGUAAGAUAUUGCUUUUAAUUCUGGUUUUAUAUAUUUAUAUAGACAAAAUAUUAAUUUUAUAAACCUUGUAUUUAUUAAUCUUCUUGCCAAAUAUUCCACAACAGUGUUUCUUGUAUUAUUCUUCAUAGUGAUUGUGUUUGCAUAAAACUAACUUAUUUUUUUAAUUAAGAAGUGGAUUUUUAUAGUUUUCCUUUUUAAAAUUUAGAUAUUAAGUAACUUGCCAUAUAAACCAAAUGCAUUGUAAUGUUAUUUUAAACAACUGUACAAGAGGGAUUGAGUACAUUUAUUUGCAAUAAGAAUAUGGUCAUUUUUUGCUUGUAUACAGAGAUGUGUGUGUAGUCUGCAUGUCUUUGUGUGGGGUGCGUGUAGUCGGCAUGUUUUGUAUGGGGGGUGCGUGUAGUCUGCAUGUCUUUGUGUGGGGCGUGCGUGUAGUCGGCGUGUCUUGUAUGGGGGGUGCGUGUAGUCGGCAUGUCUUGUGUGGGGGUGCGUGUAGUCGGCGUGUCUUGUGGGGGUGCAUGUAGUCGGCAUGUCUUGUAUGGGGGUGCGUGUAGUCGGCAUGUCUUGUGUGGGGGGUGCGUGUAGUCGGCAUGCAUUGCUGUAACACUUUUCUCACCUGACUUGAAACGCCUCCAAACAGCACUGCAGUCGCAGUAUAUAAUAUUGCCUUGGUCUGACUAUAUAUAGAUAAAAACAUUGGAAAUUAUAAAAAUAUAGCUAAUAUUGGCUACUUUACAGAAUCAAUUAUUUGGUUUAUCAGUAUGCGCAUUACAGUGGAAUGAAAAAUCUGGGAUAUGACAAACUACAAACUCCUAAAAUCUACUACAUUUCUCAUAAUAAAGAAACUUGUAAAAUCAGUGUUGAUCCUUUGUUAUUCACAUUGAUCUGACAUUAUGCAUAUUAAUCUUGUCUUAGAUCAAUGUUAAUAAUGCCCAUUCAACAUCUCUUUUUGCUGAACUAAUAAAGUAUUUACAUCAAAGUUGAUCUGAUAAUGAAUCAAUGUCAAUAAUGUUGAUACAGUGUGUAGUGAUUUUUAGGUCCGGAAAGUUCACAAAUGUAGAAUUUGGUUAGUCCUGGCCAUUGUAGAUUUACUUUGAUAACUAAUGUAAGUAUAAACAUUCUUCAUAAUAUGAAUUUGUGGAGCAACCAAUCGGAUUCCUGCCAGGAAUGAAGGAUAUCUAAUGCGUUUUCCAUCUGGAUCACUAUGCUGAUCCUUCCGUGUGUGAAGUCCACCUAAACCACUUUACUUUUGGCACAUUCCAUUUCUUCGUUACUCUGAAAAAAUUGCUCUUAUAUAUGUGGCUUAUCCAGUUAUUUUAUUUCCACCUGUCCCCCCCAUCCCCCCUAGUCAGUACCAUCCAAGUCAGUCUGAUCUGAUUACUAUGUAAAUCAAACCAAGCUUGGGCAGAAAGAGUGGGAUAUUAGAAUGGUAAAAGGUGUGCGCAGAUGACCAGAAGUGGCAAUGAAGGGCAUUCUAGGAUGAACAAUAGACCAUGCUCUUGUGUUUUGUUUUGAAACAACUUGUGCUUGCUUGGAACUUAAAAUUUCUUGCAUGAUCAUAAAACUGGCCUUGCUGUUUAAAAUUGAAUAAUUGAGUCGGCUUGGAGACAAUUUGGAUUUAAUUUAAAAAUGCCCAAAAAUCUUGUUCACUAUACAGUACAUAUACUGUAAAUAUUGGAAUUGUGCAGAUUUUAUUUAUAAAAUAAUGUACAGGAUAUUGUAUAUUUGUUUAACAUAAAUAUAACAAACAUGGUGGUUUGCUAUUCAAGGUAGUUUUUUCUUAUUAAUAUUUAUUUGUAAAAAUUAUAUAAUUAUAAAUAAAGCUUAAAUACUGGAAAAAUGCAAACAUGGUCCAAUAAGCAACCGUGUGAAUGCUUGUGAAUGUGACUUAGUGAUGGUAUCUGGCCAUAUAUUUAUGCAUCUUGGAACAUAAGAUAGUAAAAAUGAUCCAGUAAAUAAAUGUUUCGGCGUAGGGUCGUCAAUAACAGACGUCAUGCACACCCACAUUCCCUUUAUUUACAGUUUUUAUACCUAGUUAUAUUAAAUAUUGUAAUUAAUUUUUAUGGUUAAUGUUGAGCACUGUACUUUAGUGUAUUUGUGGUGGAAAAGUAGGAGUGAAUUUGUAUUGUACAGUAUACUGUAUGUACCAUUUUGUUGAGUUAAAAGUGGGAAAUAACCUUUUUUCAGUAUAGAAUUGUAAACUUUGUUUAUAGUUUUUCGUACACUGGUUCACUUUUUCCCCACUUCCCUCGGCAAAAUGACUAGUACAGGUACCUGAAUAUUAUUAUUACCGGUACUCGAGUAAUUUUCCAGCCAUAAAUACAAUACAUAAAGAAGGGCAGAAUAUUUGGGAGGUGCCAUAAUAUAAUUAUAUAUUGCAUAAAGUGCAUAAAAAAAAAAGAUAGGAGUUACAAGAUCAGGGGAAUGUAUAACACCUUGAUAACACGCACCAAAAUAACAUUGCAAUCUUUCAAACCCUCACAAUGUAUGAAAUAUGGGAGCUUUGUUUGCAUGUGUGUAUGUAUGGGGAAUGUACAGACAGAAUGGGAGAACCUGCAGUUAAUUAAAUUUUAAUAUGACGGUAAAAAAUAUAUAACACUACAUGUUUAUGCUGUAGUGAAUCUAUGUUAAGACUUAAAAGCAUUAGUGAAGGUUAUUUCCUUUCCUUUUAAGCAGCACAAUCACUUGGACUGUUUGGUAGUGACGGCCUCGCUUUUUGCAGAUCGGCGUUCAGUCCCCGACCAUCCAAGUGGUUGGGCGCCAUUCCUUUCCUUCACCCUAUCCCAUCUCCUUAUACUUUUCAAGUGCUAAUAGUCAUAAUGGCUUAGUGCUUUCUCCUGAUAAUUACCUAACCUACCUACCUUGUAAGUGCUUAACCAGCAUGAACAAACAGUUCUGUUGGAAAAAGUAUUUGUAUUGCUUUUAUGGGUGAGGGGAAAAUGGCUAACUGUUAUACUUGAGCAUUAAAGGAAUUUAUUAUAGCUACAGUGCAUCAAUUAUUUUGAAUACACAUUUUUUAUAUAACUAAUCUUGGAUACUACUAUUAGAAUUUUAAGCUGUGCUGAUAUCUCUUAAAUUCAUUGUGAUUAGGUUGGUUAUACUCUGCUUUUAAGAACAUUGGUACUGAUGAUUUUGGCUCCAUCAUUCAACAAAACAGUUGAUUAGAAGUGGGGUAGCAUAAUCACAAUGGAAUUAAUGUUCACGCUACAUACCCUGUCUGGUCGGGAUUUUAUCACUAAAUACGUAGAAUGCUUUGUAUUAUGUCUGAUAUUAAUAUAUACAGUAUAUUUUUAUUAUAAUAGAAGACAAUCUGAUUUAUAUUUUCAUUUGCAUGCAUCAGACUAGUUACAAAGCUUCAAAAUUAUUAUAAGCUUUUAAUUUUCUUACAUAUUUUAUAUAUGUUCUCUGACAGAUUUUCCUCUUUAUGGUAUAUAAUGUUGGGUAAUAAUGAGAACUAUAGUUAAGUCUUGGUAUGUUUUCAAUUUUGGAUUAAUGCUUUAUUGUGGGGGUUGCCCAAUUGAUAUAUAGACCAAAUAAAAACGCUGUAAUUAUUACUUUGCUCGCCAAAAAUGAUUAAUCUUUUCACCCAAACUUCAGUGAGAUAGGUUGGUUGCACUUUGUGACACACAUGACUCGCCUGAAGUAUCAUUUUUAAUAGGAUUUAGGGUUUGGAAUGCUGCUUCAUCAUUGAAAGUGAACAUUAAUACAUAAUUUAUGGCUUAUAAUUUAAAACAUUUGACCAAAAGUAUGGAACAUGAACAUUCCAAAAAGGAUUGCAAUGGUGAUCUUGUAACUAUAUUCAAUGAUUUGUUUCUUUGGAAACGGCUCUUUCUUGAGAAUGUGGCAAGAAUAAAGAUUACUUUGUUGCCACAGUUAUCUAUAUACAAGUGGAAGAAAAGCAGUUAAAUCACAAAGGCACAAGUAAGGGAUAAAAGAAUAAAGUGGAUUCACAAAAAGAUACUGUGGAAGUGCCAAAAAAGUUGAUCAAUUAGCUGUGGCAGAGCAGAUAUAGAAAAGAACCAUUACUUUGACAAAUGGUAAUUUUAUCCUUCGUACUAGUGCUUCCACAGUUCUUCAAUAAAAUCCUCGGUGUGUGCAUUUUGUUUGAUAUUGUUCGUCUUGUGUCUUUCUGCUCUCAUAUUGGCGUCCUGAAUGACAUCUAGGAACUGUUGAAUGUUCUUCAGCAGAGACUGUGCCACAUAGCCAUCUGGACUUGAUGUUUUCAUUUAAUAAUUACUUAGUGCUUCCACACACUACUACCUAAAUGUGGGUUUUUAAUGUCAAUGUAUCCAGACUAAUGUAUUAGUGUUGAUUUUGGAUGGUAAUUGUAAUUGUGCUCAUGUAUUUAGUACAUAAUAAAUGCAACAUUUACUUCACAGUAAAUUGAUUGACUGAAAGUUUCACCGUCAUAGAAGAAUUGGUAUUGUUCAAGGUCUUAGGAUAAACAGCGUAGGCUUUUGUUAUAUUUUAGUUUAGCUAGUGUGUAAGAAAGGUGAUGAAAAUUAUAAGGGAAAAAUUAAAUAUGAUAAUGGAACUGGUGUUAAUUAUGCUUUUAUUAAACAAGGAAAGUACAGUAGUUCAUUAUAAUAUAAGCCUGCUAAUAUGAGAUGUAAAUUGGUUUUACUGGACUCAUUUAGUAUGAUUUUAAAAAUGCACCCCAAAUUUUGUUUUAAUUAAUUUCCAACUGUUAUCAAUUUAAUAUACUGUGUGGUUAAAUUUGUCACUAAAUUACUUAGUCCUUAGGAACAGCAUUAGUAAAUGGUAGGUGCAUAGCCAGUAUGCUUUUAUAACCUCCCUUGUGUUUUGAGAUAUGUGCUAAGGAAUGUAUACAAAAAUAUGUACUACCAAAUGCAAUGUUUCUGAGGUACAGUAAUGAACAAGUUGAGUACAUGCCUCGAUAUAUUUGGCACAAGAAUGCCCAUUGUUGGUGCACCGAACAAGCCAUAUUUAUAUAGACAUUGAAUGUUGCGGAGUUCUGACUAUAUAUUUUGUUUGUAUUCUUUUAAUGACUGGUUAGUGAGAAAUGGUAGAGCACAAACCAAAGCACCCAGCACCACCUAACAACUUACGUUGCACAUGUAGAAAAUAUAAAAUCUUCUUUGCACUUUUAUCACUUUAACAUUACUGGCUGGGAUCUAGAUAUAUAUAUAUUGCCUUUGAGUUCAUGUAUAAGGUAGAUGGAAGUGUAAAAGAUGUAAUUAAAACUGUUAAAGAGCAACACAGUUUUAUGUGGGAUCAUUAGUCUAGCAGGUUUUAUAUUGGUUUAUGUUUAGUGUUUGGGCAUUUGCCUGUAAAUAUUAGCGUGCCACCCAGCCAUCCACUUUGCAAUAAGAGGAACCACAAUGCAGGUAAAAAUAUCACAUAUCUCACCAUUUCAAGUCAGACAUUUCUAGUCAGUCAAUAUUAAAUAAUUUUUAUAGCAUAUUGAUUUAAUAUAUUUUUUUCUGUUAUCAUCAUGUUCAUUCCAUUGGCUGAAAUAUUCAUGAAGGUUAAGAAAUAGCUAUUAAGGAACGUUCUAUAUCAGUCUGACUGUAGGUACCACGGUUUUAUCUCGCAUUGUAUGCUAUAUACAUCUUAAUCUGUUAGAAUUAAGUGCACCAUCAUUUCCCCUCUUGCAGUGUGCAUUUCUGCGUACUCAGGGUCAAGAAGAUAUUUGAACCAGGUUUGUUAAGGGUCCAUAGACAUAAUGGCCUCAUACAGUGUUCUUAUAUUUAAAUUAUAUUGCACAAUUAGAGUGUGUGUGUUUUGAUGAAUUUUAAAUUGAUAAUGUAUGCAAAUAUUUAAUCAUACUGUACUAUACUAGGAAGAAAGUUUUGAACUGUAUAGUGCAGCUUUAUACCAUCUAAAUAGCAUAUGCUGUAUUUAUUCUUCAAAUUAGAGAUCUUCAUAUUUGUCAUUAAAAAAACAAUGGGAAUAUGUAUAGAAGCAUUUUGGUUUUUAAAAAACCAGUUAUUCAGAAUAUAUUUAUGCUGGACAUGUUAAAGACAGGUUUUCAAUGUUACUUUUCAAUGUGACUUCUGGAACACCUUAGCAAAUAAAAACAGUUGCUCUA
Molecule: messenger RNA, 9619 nt
Organism: Procambarus clarkii (red swamp crayfish)
Lineage: Eukaryota; Metazoa; Arthropoda; Malacostraca; Decapoda; Cambaridae
Gene: Ndfip
Product: Nedd4 family interacting protein
Biological process (GO): ubiquitin-dependent protein catabolic process; metal ion transport; vacuolar transport
Cellular component (GO): Golgi apparatus; perinuclear region of cytoplasm; endoplasmic reticulum
Molecular function (GO): WW domain binding
Source: RefSeq, a predicted model, not a curated record